GGCAGCAGGAGUAGCGGUAUUUGGCGGCAUAGAGGAUGCGGCGGCGGUGGUGUCGGCAGCAGCAGGCGGAGGAGCGGGGAGCGAUGCGGUGCUGCGCGGCGGGGCCGUGGCCGCACAGCGCCCUCACCACGCUCCUGCUGACAGCUUUUUUGCUAAGCUCUGCUGAUGGCAAUAAUGGAACUGUUAACUGGACGACUAAGAGAGCCCACAGUUAUGUUAUCAGCAGAAUAAAGGCUGUUCAGAAGAAUGUGUACACAAUUCUGUCUAAGGUGCACUCUGAUCGGAAUGUAUACCCUUCUGCUGGAGUUCUGUUUGUUCAUGUUUUGGAGAGAGAGUACUUUAAGGGGGAAUUUCCUCCUUACCCAAAGCCUGGUGAAAUAAGUAAUGAUCCUAUAACAUUUAAUACCAAUUUAAUGGGUUACCCUGACAGACCUGGAUGGCUACGCUACAUACAAAGGACACCAUACAGUGAUGGAGUGCUGUAUGGCUCACCAACUGUAGAAAACGUGGGCAAGCCAACCAUCAUUGAGAUCACUGCAUAUAACAGGCGUACCUUUGAAACAGCAAGACACAAUUUGAUCAUUAAUAUAAUGUCAGCAGAAGAUUUUCCUUUACCAUAUCAAGCGGAAUUCUUCAUAAGGAACAUGAAUGUAGAAGAAAUGUUAGCAAGUGAAGUUCUUGGUGACUUCCUCGGAGCAGUGAAAAAUGUAUGGCAGCCAGAACGCUUGAAUGCUAUAAAUAUUACUUCAGCCCUUGACAGGGGAGGGAGAGUUCCACUUCCAAUUAAUGACAUGAAAGAGGGUGUGUACGUGAUGGUUGGGGCAGAUGUUCCUUUCUCCUCGUGUUUACGAGAAGUGGAAAACCCACAAAAUCAGCUGAGGUGCAGUCAAGAAAUGGAGCCUGUAAUAACCUGUGAUAAAAAAUUUCGUACUCAAUUCCAUAUUGACUGGUGUAAAAUCUCUCUGGUUGACAAUACAAAACAAGUUUCCACCUUUCAGGAAGUGAUUCGUGGAGAGGGAAUAUUACCUGAUGGUGGAGAAUACAAGCCACCUUCUGAUACACUGAAAAGCAGAGACUAUUACUCGGAUUUCCUAAUUACACUGGCAGUGCCCUCGGCAAUAGCACUGGUGCUUUUCCUAAUACUUGCUUAUAUCAUGUGCUGCCGACGGGAAGGAGUGGAAAAGAGAAACAUGCAAACACCAGACAUCCAGCUGGUGCACCACAGUGCUAUACAGAAAUCAACCAAAGAGCUUCGUGACAUGUCCAAGAACAGAGAGAUCGCGUGGCCGCUUUCCACGCUGCCCGUGUUUCACCCGGUGACGGGCGAGAUCGUCCCGCCCCUGCACACGGACAGCUACGACAACACCAGCAUGCCUCUGAUGCAGACACAGCAGAACCUGCCACAUCAGACUCAGAUUCCACAGCAGCAGAGUGCAGAAGCUGUAUGUUCAUCAGGACAUUGCAUUGUAAGCAGAAAACUGCGUCUGCUUUAAAAUUGCUAAGUGCUGGCUACAUUUCCUUAGCUGAGGUUCCUGAAGUCUCUGCUAAGAGAAAUUUGAGUAGUUUUGGAAUUUAAGACUGAGGAUAAAAGGAAUCUGUAAAAUGAGGUCAUUUUGUAUAAAGACCAAAAUAGUUGCUCUUGUUUUUGUGGUUUUUUGUUUGUCUUUGUUUUUCUCUUUUUACAGUUAUGACCCAGUUCUGUCAAAUAACAGAACCUUAAUUUACCUUAAUUUUUAAGCACCAUUGACGUGUUUGUAGGCUCGGACCUGAAUGCAGGAUCUCAGCAGAUAGAACAAGUCCUGAGCUGCUUAGACUAAUUUUGAGCACCAACUAUGAUAACUAUGGCAGCAAAGUAUAUAAGCAGUGCUCAGUAUGUGGUACCUACUUGUAUAUUGUCAGACCUCCAGAAUCAGUUUACAAAGCUGCUCUGCAUGCUCAGCACAGCCCACCAGAUGUGGCAGCAAAUCCUGCUGGUGGUUGUUCGACCAGGUUGUUAGACCAUUCAAGCUGAGAAGUUAAAGGCAGAUCACGAAACAGGUGGAAUAAAGAGCCAUUCCUACUCACUUUCCAAGUGGCAUCCAUCAUGCCUUCCUACCUCAUCCAAAAGAUACCAGGGAAGAGACUUCACCAGUCAAUCAGCCUCCUCAGAGGCACCCCCCCUUCUUUCCAGCAGCUUGGAUGGUUAUCAGUGAAAAGCCAAUCACAAAACUGCACACUGAGGUUUAUAGCAAACUAAACAUUUUCAUCUCUUACCCAAGCUGAAAAAAAAAAACUGAAGUACAAUCAGCAUUUAGCUUCUAUUAGUUUAUACUAUUUUCAAAUGUAUCAGCUGUCAGUGUUUUGAAACCAAAAUGAAUGGAGUGGAUUUUAAAUAAUGAUUUUUAAUGCAAUGUAGGAUUUAAACUUUGUAAAUAGUUCUGGGUGUGCAUCAUAGUAAUUUCUGAUAACUCCAGGAUGACAUGACAAUCAAUGGAUCUACCAGCUGAGCUGCUCCCACCUUAUUUGUACUAAUGUAACAGUGCUGAUAUAUUUAAGGAAAUAACCUGUUACAUACAUGCAUAAAGAAUCUGUUUGUAGCAGUGGAGGCUCCGCCUAUUUUGAAAAUAACCUAAUGAUGUAGGUUGGCUAUUAAGAACCUGAACUAUUUUAUGAUUGAAAUCUUCAUUUAUCUGAGGUAAGUUUAAUAACAAAUUAUUUAUUUUUGCUUAUUAAACAAUUACUCUGAAAGCAUAGAUUUAUAAAGCUGGUUAAAGACAAUGGCUAAAGAAUUAUUAGUAAUUAAGACAGUAAAUUCACAGCCUCUUUUAACAUUAUAUGAUGGCAAUAUGAAUUGAUAUUGUAUUAAGUUUCAACCAAAUUAAACAGAAAGCCCUACACAUCUCUUUGUACAUACAUGAAAUGUAUAAUCUAAUAAAACAGAAAACACAAAGUAGUGAAGUUGUUGCCUGAUUAUUUUACAAAAGGGUGCCUAAACAACAUUGUUACAGCUGAUAAUGUUCCAGCCACAAUACUGCACGGUCAGGUCUGAGACCUGGGCUAGAGGAAAUGGUGUGGGAUUUGUUUAACUGGGGAUAAUGCCUGACUGGAUGCCGUCACUGGAGAGGGUUUGCCACACUUAAUAUCUAAUGUGGGCCCCUGAACUGUGAUUCUCCUUGCUGAUAAAAUCAGGAGCUUUGGGGAGCACAGAAUAUGCUGAGUUGGGAAGGGACUCAUCAAGAUCAUCAAGUCCAACUCCCAGCCGUGCACAGGACCAUCCCCAAGGGUCACAGCACGUGCCUGAGAGCA
Messenger RNA from Pseudopodoces humilis (Tibetan ground-tit), 3285 nucleotides. RefSeq names its product sarcoglycan epsilon (gene SGCE). The record is from RefSeq and is a predicted model, not a curated record. Gene Ontology annotation, cellular component: membrane; sarcoglycan complex. NCBI's taxonomy places the organism in Eukaryota, Metazoa, Chordata, Aves, Passeriformes, Paridae.